Triplophysa rosa is the source of this 1687-nucleotide messenger RNA. RefSeq names its product CD44 molecule (Indian blood group) a (gene cd44a). Gene Ontology annotation, biological process: inflammatory response; cell adhesion; positive regulation of ERK1 and ERK2 cascade. The record is from RefSeq and is a predicted model, not a curated record. Bases 118 to 1242 code for a protein of 374 amino acids. Gene Ontology annotation, molecular function: hyaluronic acid binding; cytokine receptor activity. Gene Ontology annotation, cellular component: basolateral plasma membrane; macrophage migration inhibitory factor receptor complex; plasma membrane. The transcript is spliced from 8 exons. Lineage: Eukaryota; Metazoa; Chordata; Actinopteri; Cypriniformes; Nemacheilidae.
CUACAGCCAUUCAAAGAGAAUAAGCACAUUUGUUGACUCUGAGAAUCAAGGUUUUAUCACAUUGAGCAAACCAGCAGAUAUAGUUUACCUCUUCUGUUUCAACACACAUUACUGACCAUGUGGACUUUGAUACUGGUAAUGGUUGCUACUGGAUUGCCAGCUAUAUAUCAUACAGCACCAGUUCAGGGGCAUAGUGGCAGAUGCAGCUUUGCUGGUGUGCUCCACAUCGAGGAGGCCAGCAAUUAUUCUUUGACUUUCCAGAACGCUUUGGAAUUGUGUCAGAGUUUAAGCUACAGACUGGCAACACAAGAGCAGGUCAUUGAAGCUCAUAAAAAAGGGUUGAGAAUAUGCAGAUACGGUUGGAUUGAUGGUCAAAAUGUGGCAUUUCUACCACACAGUAGUAGUCCAAACUGUGACUCCAGUUCCACUGAGGUGACUUUUCAUUCUGAAGCAGCAGAAUAUCUUUCUGAUGUGUACUGUUUUAACCCAUCAGAUCCGUUUGACGUAAGCUGUGAAGACGCUGUCAAGUCUGCAUCUCAAACAUCUAGUGAAAACUCAGUCAGAACAGUUGGAAAACGAAAUGAAGACAUUCUAGAGGAAGCCCUUAUUGAAGGCUUCCUAGUAGAUGUGGAAAAGAUUGAUUUGACAGACACACAAGAUGCCAAAGGUCCUACAAACAAGUUCCGCUUUGUGAGAAGUGCUGUUAAACCCACUGUCUUGCCUCCUGAAGAAGAGGGCAGUGGAUCAGGAUUGAAUCCUGGAUUUCCUGAUUUUAAUCAGUUUUCAACAAGGUCAAGCACCGUAGAGCCAGCGGAGAAGGAAACUUCUGAAAACGCUCGUGAGGAGGUUAUAAUGGAAGGAGAGGGUUCAAAACAGGAUACCAGUCCCACAGAUAAGAGAGGACGAAACAAUGUUGAUAAAGUGUGGAAUUCUGACUCCCCUUCAACACCAUCCACUCAUCAGAGGAAAGGAUCACCUUCUUGGCUUGUAAUCUUAGCAACCAGUGUGGUUUUUGGAGCAAUACUUUGCAUUUUUGCUGCUAUUGCCACUAAGGACAAGUGGUAUGGGCCAAGAAAGAGCAAAAACAAAAUGUCUGAAGAUUAUAGUAAAGCAGGAACUUUGCCACUGUCAGAGAAGGAGAAGGAGAUAGUGAAGCUGAGCGCUGCAAAUGUGCAGAAUGGUAAAACGGUGGACUUUCAUGUUGCCAGUCUGGACGAGCAUGAGAGAGAGUAUUUAAUGUAACAGGUGAGGCCAUUGGACAAAAAAUUGUGAACGUGGGAUGCCUGAGCUUUGACUGAAGCAUUACCAUUUGAUUUAAACCAAAGACUGCUUAAAGACGUGACACUGUGUACUCUGCAGUAGUUUUUGAAUGCACUGAUUUUUUUGCUCCCAGAGGUAUGUUUUUGUGCAAUUUAAUUUUACGUUGCCCCAGUAUUUUCAUCCUUUUUACAUUUAUUGUUUUUUUUAACUGCAAGGUCCAACUGUUUUUUUUUUUAAUUGAUUGGUGGUUUGAAUAAUAUGGUGAGAAAACAUUUUAAUAAGGUUUGUCAGCAUGCGUUUGUAAGUACUGUGUACUCUGUGGGAUAUGAUACAUUUUUAAAUGUUUAAAGAAACUGCCACGUCUUCAAGAAACAUCUGGUUUGUAUCGCCUUGUUAAAAUAUUUUAAACCUUUGCAAUUGUAAAAGA